CCAACUCUGCCGAGGGGCGGUGCCGUGCCGCAGUCACGUAGCUCAGGUUCCUGCGCAGCGGCCGCGUGUGCAGUCCCGUUCUUCUGCCGCCGUCCCGCGUCUCUCCGCCAACAUGCCGAUGUUCAUCUUGAAUACCAACGUGCCCCGCAGCUCCGUGCCGGACGGGUUCCUCUCCGAGCUUACGCAGCAGCUGGCGCAGGCCACCGGCAAGCCCGCCCAGUACAUCGCAGUGCACGUGGUCCCGGACCAGCUCAUGACCUUCGCGGGCUCAUCGGAGCCCUGCGCGCUCUGCAGCCUGCACAGCAUCGGCAAGAUAGGCGGCGCGCAGAAUCGCUCUUACAGCAAGCUGCUGUGUGGUCUGCUGUCCGAGCGCCUGCGCAUCAGUCCGGAUAGGGUCUAUAUCAACUAUUAUGACAUGAACGCUGCCAACGUGGGCUGGAACAGCACCACCUUCGGUUGAGGCCCCUUCUGAAUUCACCUGCAACGCCAGCUCCAGAGUCCCAUAGUGAUUUGUAACCCUCUUUCCCAAGGGACACCCCUCCCAAGUCAGGACAAAUAAAUGGUUUUGCGACCA
Messenger RNA from Cavia porcellus (domestic guinea pig), 574 nucleotides. It is a transcript of the gene Mif, whose product is annotated as macrophage migration inhibitory factor. Gene Ontology annotation, molecular function: phenylpyruvate tautomerase activity; cytokine activity. The transcript has 3 exons. The record is from RefSeq and is a predicted model, not a curated record. Bases 113 to 460 code for a protein of 115 amino acids. NCBI's taxonomy places the organism in Eukaryota, Metazoa, Chordata, Mammalia, Rodentia, Caviidae.